This is a messenger RNA of Camponotus floridanus (Florida carpenter ant), 1067 nucleotides long. Its product is annotated as protein lifeguard 4. The transcript has 6 exons. NCBI's taxonomy places the organism in Eukaryota, Metazoa, Arthropoda, Insecta, Hymenoptera, Formicidae. Bases 100 to 852 code for a protein of 250 amino acids. Gene Ontology annotation, cellular component: membrane. Gene Ontology annotation, biological process: negative regulation of apoptotic process. The record is from RefSeq and is a predicted model, not a curated record.
CAUCAAUUGACACUUGUCGAAACAGAUUGUAAAUUUAAUUUCGCAAUUUCAAUUUCGCUCUUCAGAGCUUCCAAGGAAAUCCAAAGACAUAAAGAGAAUAUGGCUACUGUACCGUUAAUGUUGAUCGAAGAAGAUGUUGAACGAGGUGGCAAGGAACAAUCUGAACCUGAAAUACAAAGUGAUUUUGCAUACAGGAAUAAUGUACAUAAUGCAGAUAUCAAUAUACGAAUGGGCUUUUUACGAAAGGUUUAUGGUUUAUUAAGCAUUCAGCUCUUGAUGACAGUUGUGGUGGCUUCGGUAUUUGUAAUGAGCUCAACUGUAAAAUUAUACGUACAAGAUAACCCAUGGACUAUAGGUUUAGCAUUUUUCUUGACAAUGGGAAUUUUAAUUGGCCUGCUAAUAAAGAGAAAAGAUCAUCCUGCUAACUUAAUUCUCUUAAGUGCAUUUACAUUGGCACAGGCAUAUACUGUGGGAGUUGUAGUAUCUAUGUACGAUACCACAAUAGUCUUGGAAGCUCUCUUUAUAACACUGACAGUUUUACUCGGUUUGACAGCUUAUACUUUCCAAACUAAACGAGACUUCUCGUUUCUCGGAUUCGGAUUAUUCAUUGGGCUCUGGUGCCUUUUGAUUGGUGGCUUAAUACAAACAUUUGUAUUGGAGAACACUGCACUGGAGUUAGGUAUCAGUAUCGGAGGUGCAUUAUUGUUCUGUCUGUUUAUAGUUUUCGACACACAAGCAAUAAUGCAGUCUCUUUCGCCCGAAGAAUAUAUCUUGGCGACGAUUAAUAUUUAUUUGGACAUCAUUAAUUUAUUCCUACAUAUUUUGCGAGCGCUUGCGAUUUCGAAGCAAUAAGAUGGAAAAGAGAAAAAGUAUCACGCAUUAUUGUUUAUAGAGAACUAUUUUGUGAAAAGCACAAUCUAAUAAUAAAUAAUAAUAAAUUUUAUUUUAUGACAAUACGCGCGCAGAGGUGGAGUUCUCUCUACUCUUCAAUAUAAACAUUUAUAUUUUUAUCUAAGCAUGUAUUUCUAGUUCUUGCGUGUAACGUAUAAGAAGCAUUUUAGUAUAAA